AUGAAGGUCUCCGCGUCCGUCCUUACCAUCCUCACGGCCUUUGCCGCCGUCCACGCCGCCGUCAUUGCGCCCAAGGCCGCCGUCGAGCCCAAGGCUGACCUCGAGCCCAUCGCUGACCUCGAGCCCGCGUCCGACAUGAAACCCGCGACCGGCAUCGAGGCCCGCUGCCUCACCUACGGCCAGCGCUGCAAGGGCAACGGCAGCUUGGGCGUUUGCUGUGGUUACUGCUCCGCCAAGGGCAACAAAGCCGGCACGUGCCGCCUCUGA
Molecule: messenger RNA, 267 nt
Organism: Cordyceps fumosorosea ARSEF 2679
Lineage: Eukaryota; Fungi; Ascomycota; Sordariomycetes; Hypocreales; Cordycipitaceae
Exons: 2
Coding region: 1-267 (88 amino acids)
Source: RefSeq, a predicted model, not a curated record